AUGCAGCGGUUUACGAUCGAAAACCUGGCCAAAGGGAAACAGACCUGUAGCCCUCGCCCCGUUAAUAUUGCAAAGAUUAUGUUUGCCAACCAUGACGGUGUGGUCGCACGUGAUGGCGCUAACUAUUUGAACAGUAGCCUGCAUCUAGAUGAUGUAUACAGUAUUAUAAGCAAAGACGUCCCCCUCUCUGCACUCGCCAAGGACGUCACGACACCGGAAGUGACGCAACAAUAUUGUCAUGAUACCACAUCGACAUAUCACGCAAUGGACGUCCGAAAAUUAGACCAACCAAAUCAGGCGUUCAGCACCGUGCCAAUCGAGAAUAAUUUUCAACCAGAAGAGAACGUCACCACGGUCGACCACGAUCUCUCUCCACUGUGUUCUCCCAUUGACGAAUCACGCGGUCGAGGGACCCCCUCACCACCCCUACACGACAGUGGUAUCGAAUCAGAUAACUCUCCGACUGCUAGCCAGCUGUCAAAGACGUUAAAGACGCUAAACAAGAAAGCAGCCGCGGUACAGUCGAGAAAAGUCACACAUUCAAAAUCGUCCUCAUCAGAUUUCUCACCUGACGCUGAGGAAAAGGAGAAACCCCGACAGUCCUACAUUUCCCUGAUUGUUCAGGCAAUCCUGAGCAGCCCCGACAGUAGGAUGACCUUGGGCGACAUUUACCGGCAUAUUUCAGACAACCAUAGUUACUAUGACAACGAGGAACGCUCAUGGAGAAACAGCAUCCGGUAUAACCUUAGCAUCAACGAGUGCUUCAUGAAAAACGGGAAGGAAGAGAGUGGCAAGGGUAACUACUGGACCAUUCAUCCUGCCUGCUUGGAUGACUUCCGAAAAGGAGAUUAUCGCCGACGGCAGGCGCGGCGCCGUGCCAAACGGAAUGUAAAGACUGUUAAUUCAGCGUCUGCGACGUCAUCAGUCCACAUGGGCAGCUAUGUACCCAUGACGUCAUGCGUCACCGGCUACCAAGGUCAGCAAGGACUCUCUGACUUGCCGGGUCAUCGAUAUGGCGCACAUCAAUUCGCGUCUGCGCAGACGACACUUCCGCAUACGGUGCCACAGAACAAUAUUCCAUAUUACAGCAUGAUGCCGCCUUACGGUUCUGUUCCGGUUUACGCUUCACCGUAUCACGCUUUUCCACCCAUGCCGUACGCCUUUACCGGAAGUUCCGCUCAACCGGAAAUGGACAGUAGAGGAAUUGUGCCAGCUCGCACCUGGUACACACCUACCACGAACACCGGAAGUGCCUACGAACCGGAAGGGGUCUCGGAUAGCAACACUGUUGUGAUAGAAACGUGAAGUUUUAAAUCACCGAAGUCAAUGUGCUCACACAUGGAUGAUUUAUGUGCUUAUUUUAUGUCUGUACAGAACAUUUGUAUAGUAUAUAUAUGUAUAUUGUAAA
Mya arenaria is the source of this 1408-nucleotide messenger RNA. Its product is annotated as forkhead box protein L2-like. Gene Ontology annotation, molecular function: RNA polymerase II cis-regulatory region sequence-specific DNA binding; DNA-binding transcription factor activity, RNA polymerase II-specific. The transcript is spliced from 4 exons. Bases 1 to 1305 code for a protein of 434 amino acids. The record is from RefSeq and is a predicted model, not a curated record. Lineage: Eukaryota; Metazoa; Mollusca; Bivalvia; Myida; Myidae. Gene Ontology annotation, biological process: regulation of transcription by RNA polymerase II; anatomical structure morphogenesis; cell differentiation.